AUGCCGAAGUUCUACUGCGAGUACUGCGGCAUUUACUUGACGCACAGCUCCCCCGCUGGCCGCAAGCAGCACUCACUGGGCCGCAAGCACAUCAGCAUGAAGGUCGACUACUACCAGAAGCUUGUUCGGGAGCACUUCUUCCAGCCGCCUCCGUACACCCUCGCCGCCGCUCCCCCGACCGGCUUUCCACCUGUGGUGCCUGGUGGAGUGCCCGGCGGAGUCCCUGCGCCGAUGCCAGGCCACAUCGGUGCUCCCAUGAUGCCUCCAGCAGGCGCUGAAAUCCCAGUCAGGCCACCUCAGCUUGGCUUCAGCCCUGAUGUGCCGCCCCCGGUUGGCAUGAUUCCCCCGGCGCCGCACAUGCCCGGACCCAUGCCGCACCCUCCUCCACCGUUCGUGCCGCCAAUGGGCGCUCCCAUGAUGGCCCCGGCGCCUCCUUACGGCAUGCGGUGA
Messenger RNA from Babesia bigemina, 450 nucleotides. RefSeq names its product U1 zinc finger family protein, putative. The record is from RefSeq and is a predicted model, not a curated record. Lineage: Eukaryota; Apicomplexa; Aconoidasida; Piroplasmida; Babesiidae. The transcript is spliced from 3 exons. The coding region runs from base 1 to 450 and encodes 149 amino acids. Gene Ontology annotation, biological process: mRNA splicing, via spliceosome; mRNA 5'-splice site recognition; spliceosomal snRNP assembly. Gene Ontology annotation, molecular function: zinc ion binding; pre-mRNA 5'-splice site binding. Gene Ontology annotation, cellular component: U1 snRNP; nucleus.